UGACCAGAAUAAAAACAGCAACACCAGACACAGGAGAGAAAAAAGAGCAAUGAUCCAUCGAACCGAAGGCUUUGCCCUUUCUUAAUUACGUCGUGUCCAGCGUCUUUUCCUCCCCCCCUCCACCCCAAACUUUUUUUUUCCCUUUUUUUUUCUCUUUUUUUUUCAAGACUUUGUGAAGUGGUAAUUAGCUCUCUGAGAAUAAAACCAGCUGAUUUGGAUCGGGCUAGUGCAUUUCGAGGAGAGAUGGCUAACGGAACGGUCAUGGCACUCCUUCUCAGCUUCCUGCUCCUCGCGCUGCUGCAGCCUUCCCUGCAGGGAGGAGUGUAUGUACCUGCGGGGGCAGGAGCUGGAGGGGUUCCAGGUGGAGGUGCGGUACCAGGUGCUGGAUAUUACCCAGGUGCUGGAGGGGUUCCAUACAAACCGGCCAAAGCUGGAGCAGGUGGACUCGGUGGUGGAGGCCUUGGCGCUGGUGGACUCGGUACUGGAUUAGGCGGAGGAGGUCUAGGAGCUGGUGCUGGUGGGAAGCCUCCUAAACCAGGUUAUGGGAGCUUGGGUGCAGGUGGUCUGGGUGCAGGUGGCCUAGGUGCUGGAGGACUGAGACCUGGAGCUGGUUAUGGUGGAUACGGUGGUGGAUACUACCCUGGAGCCGGAGGACUGAAACCUGCAAAAACAGGUCUUGGUGUUGGACUAGGAGGGGGCGGACUCCCUGGUGGUGGCUAUCAGCCAGGCCUUGGUGUUGGUGCUGGAGGAAAAGGCCUUAAGCCUGGAAAAGGAGUGCCAGGUACUGGAGGGACUGCCCUAGGACCCGGUGCUGGUGGUGGACUCCCAGGAGGAGGUCCAGUUAUUCCUCAGACUGGAUUACCAGGUGUGGGCCCUGGGGGAAAAGCUGCAAAGCCUGGAAAGGCAGGAAAGGCACCAGUGCCAGGUGUCGGUGUCCCUGGAGCUUUUCAAGGACUUGUACCUGGACAAGGAUAUGGUGGCCAGGGAGUGCUUCCAGGUGUAGCAACAGGAACUGGACUUAAACCCAAAUCAGGCACAGGUGGUACUGGUGGAGGUCAGAUGCAGCCUGGAGUUUUUCAUGGAUACCCUCUUAAAUCUCCUAAAGCUCCAGGUGGUUCUCCAUAUGCUGGUGGAAAGGUUCCAUACGGUUAUGGUGGUUUUGGCAAAACCGGAGCUGGCACUAAGCCAGGCUACCCCACUGGCACUGGUGUGGGAACAUUGGGUGUUUCAGCUGCACAGGCCAAAGCUGCUAAGUAUGGUGCUGGAGCUGGUUUAGGUGGGGUUGGAGGUGUGCAAGGAGCUGGUGGACUUUACCCUGGUGUUGGAGAACCGAACCCACCUGGCAUAUGCGGGGUUGGAUAUGUUCCAGGAGCUGGUGGAGUUUACCCUGGUGCUGGAGGGGUCGGUGGUCUAACACCAGCUCAGGCCAAGGCAGCUAAAUACGGUGCUGGAGCUGGUUUAGGUGGUGUGGGUGGUGUACCAGGAGCUGGUGUAGGUGGUGUCCCAGGAGGGAUCGGUGGUCUAACACCAGCUCAGGCCAAAGCAGCUAAAUACGGUGCUGGAGCUGGUUUAGGUGGUGCUGGUGGUGUACCUGGAGCUGGUUUCGGUGGUGUUCCAAGAGCUGGGGGACCUUACCCUGGAGUAGGAGGGAUCGGUGGUCUAACACCAGCUCAGGCCAAGGCAGCUAAAUAUGGUGCUGGAGCUGGUUUAGGUGGAGCUGGUUUAGGUGGUGCUGGUGGUGUACCAGGAGCUGGAGUACCUUACCCUGGAGCAGGAGGACUCGGUGGUCUAACACCAGCUCAGGCCAAGGCAGCUAAAUACGGUGCAGGAGCUGGUUUAGGUGGUGUACCAGGAGCUGGUUUAGGUGGUGCUGGUGGUGUUCCAAGAGCUGGAGUACCUUACCCUGGAGCAGGAGGGAUCGGUGGUCUAACACCAGCUCAGGCCAAGGCAGCUAAAUAUGGUGCUGGAGCUGGUUUAGGUGGUGCUGGUGGUGUUCCAGGAGCUGGAGGACUUUACCCUGGAGCAGGAGGGAUCGGUGGUCUAACACCAGCUCAGGCCAAGGCAGCUAAAUAUGGUGCUGGAGCUGGUUUAGGUGGUGCUGGUGGUGUUCCAGGAGCUGGAGGGUUUUACCCUGGAGCAGGAGUAGGUACAGGAGGACUCAGCCCUGCUCAGGCCAAAGCUGCUAAAUAUGGUGCUGGAGCUGGUUUAGGUGGUGCUGGUGGUGUACCAGGAGCUGGUUUAGGUGGUGUACCAGGAGCUGGAGCAACUUACCCUGGAGCAGGAGUAGGUACAGGAGGACUUACCGCUGCUCAGGCCAAAGCUGCUAAAUAUGGUGCUGGAGCUGGAUUAGGUGGAACAGGCCUAGGUGGUCCAGGUGCAGUACCAGGAGUUGGACAGUACCCAGGAACAGGAGGUACAGGGGUUCUGACACCUGCUCAGGCCAAAGCAGCGAAAUAUGGUGCGCUACCAGGUGCUGGCCGGGUACCAGGUGCUGGUGGAUUUGUACCUGGUACAGGAGGUCUCACACCAGCUCAGGCAAAAGCAGCAAAAUAUGGUGCUGGUGCUGGUGCUGGUUUGGGUGGUCUUGGUGUACCGGGUGCUGGAGGGCUUUACCCUGGAGCAGGAGGUGCAGGGGGUCUUACAGCUGCUCAAGCCAAAGCUGCUAAAUAUGGUGCUGGAACUGGACUGGGUGGUGCUGGAACUGGACUGGGUGGUGCUGGAACUGGACUGGGUGGUGCAGGUGGUGUACCUGGAUUAGGAGGAGCAGCCGGUUACGCUGCUGCAAAGGCUGCAAAAUAUGGUGUUCCUGGCACUGGAGUAAAUGGAGUACCAGGACUUGUACCAGGAGCUCGUCCAGGAUUUCUGCCCGGAUUUGUGCCAGGAGCUGUGCCAGGGGCUGUGCCAGGAGCAUAUCCAGGAGGAGUUAAACCACCCAAAUAUGGUGUACCUGGGGCAGGUGGAAUUCCAGGCAUUGGAAGCCUCGGUGGAGGACCAGGAGUUGUGCCAGGGGCUGGAGGAUAUCCUGCUGGUGCUAAGGCACUUAAAUAUGGUCCUGGUGGUUAUGGGGUUCCAGGGGCAGUUCCUGGAGCAGGACUACCAAUAGCUGGAGCAUAUCCUGGUGGGGUUAAGCCUCCUAAAGGUGUGCCUAGCACUGGUGUCGCUGGAACUGGCGUCGCUGGAACUGGUGUAGCUGGAACGGGCGUUGCUGGGACUGGCGUGACUGGAACGGGCGUUGCAGUUCCUGGAGCGACCCCUGGUGUGCCAGUCGGGGUUGGGAUUGCUGUUCCAGGUGGAACCGGUGUGCCUUUGGUACCUGGGAAGCCACCCAAGGAUGGAGGUCUGUUCCCUGGUGGGACUGCUGGCCCAGGACCGACGGCUAGCGUUGCAAAUGGCACGGCCCCUGAGUCCAGUGCGACUGGGAUAGCUCCAGGAGCUGUGCAACCUGGUGUUGGUGCUGGUGUUCUCCUCCCUAGUGCUGGGACAGGAGUUGGUGGUACAGGAGUAGCAGCGCCUUCUGGUGUUAGGUUCUCAUUAAACUCUAUAUUCUCUACACUCUAAAGAAUAAUUCAGUUAUUUUCUAUUUUCUAUGAUCUGUAUCUGCCCAAAUAUCUUCAAUUCUGUUGGCACAGCUGAAGCAACUUCCAUUAUAAGAACUAAUAAAAGUGCAUUUUUAGUGAAUUCAUUUGAGUUUUCAGUUGCUACUCUAAUAAAACGUAUAUUUUGUCCCUGCUAAUUAAUUACAAGAGUCAUGUACAUUACAUACAGAGAGAUGUGGCCAAAAAAAAAACAGUAAUUCAGACUAUUUAGUUCAGUACUGAUAAUGCUAUUUAUUUAUUUAUUUUCAUUUUUUGUCUUUUACAGUCCAGCCUGGUGCGAUUGCUAAACCUCCUAAGACUGGUGGAGUGGGUACUGGUGUUGGUGGUGCUAUCCCCUAUGCUGGCUAUGGUCCAUAUGGUGGUGUUGCACAACCAGGGGCCGGCACUGGAGUUCUGCCAGGAGCCAAGCCGCUUAAAGCUCCAGGUGUAGCAGGACCUGGCACCGUUGCUGGAGGAGGAAUUGUGAGGUAUCCUACAGAUCUUGGCACUGGAGGUGGUGGUAAAGCACCCAAACCAGGUUAUGGAUCUUUGGGCACAGGAUAUCAACCAGGUGGUUUUGUACCAGGAGGUUAUGGAGGGCUCCCACAGGCGUAUCCAGGAGGCUAUGGAGCAGGGUUGACGCCACAGCAAGCUAAAGCAGCCAAAUAUGGAGCACUGGGGGGAUUCCUGGGCGGAGGCUACAGAGGUGGUGCAGGGUGCCAGGGCAAAUACUGCGGCAGGAGGAGAAAAUGAGCGAUCUCUUGAGAUGUGAAGUGACCUCAAGAAACAAUGGUGCUACUGCAUGAUCUAGAAUGUACAUUUGAUAUACAAAGAACAACCCAUCAUGUACAAAUGUGUUUUAUAUAUCUACAGAAAAAAUAUUUUUAUUAACAAAUUGGAAAGGAAAGCCCAGUGAGAGAGAAAGAAAGGCAAGUGCCGUGUUACGUAGAUCAGAAAUGCAGUCGUUCAUGUGACACAUGCCAACAUGUUGCUGUUUGUUUUUUGUUAGUUUUUUUUAUUGUUUUUUUUUUUUUUUUUUUGUAGAUUUGGUCACCAAAUGGGCAAACUGGCAACUAGGAAGGUUCAUUAGCUUUAUAGUUUAUUGUACAAUUGUGAAAUGUAGGGCACCUAUUUUUAAUUUCCUCAAGAUUUUGAUCCAAAGGUCUAAAGCCGCGCAGCUUUAGGUGGUGAUAGUCAGCAGACCAAAGUGUAUCAUAGAUGUGGUUUGCUAUUUUUUGCUUUUGACACAACUUUUUAUUCUAGGUGAUGUUAUUGGUCUUGCCUAAAUUAAAAAUAGGGUCUGUUACAGUGCACCUCUGUGGAUACCCACUCUGCCUUACGAGUGCUGUGGAGUUCUGCUCCAAGAGACCUGUCAUAAUGCUAACAAACUGGCCUUUAAAUAGCAAAAUAUGGCUUCUUAUGCUGGCUUUGAUGCUGUUGAGGAACUUAAAAGAGAAGUGCUGUUCUAUCUAGUCCCCCCCCCCCCCCCCCCAAAAAAAAACUCCCUCAGAUUAGACAGAAAAGACCAGUGUCUAAAUACUUUAUUCACAUUUGUAAUGGGAUUACUUUAAUUAUUACAUCCAGGAGAAAGUAAUGUCACAGCUGAUUAUGUUAAUUCUAUGUUAUUCUGUCUUUUACAAAGCUGUACUGGAACUGGAAAAUGCAGAAUAAAAUCCAAAGAGUAGCUAAACAUCAAUUAAAAGGCAAAUAAACAGCGGAUGCUGAUGUUCACCCCUGGUCAAAUUUCAUGUAUUGGUUUUCUAAGUGAACAUAAAAAGAGAAUCUUCUUCUACGUCUGCACAUUCUAAAGCAUUAAUUAUUGUUUUGUUUUGUAUUUUAAAGUAUAAAUAUAGCAUGUACAAAAGUAUUACCAUAUUAUUCAAUGUUUAAUUUUGUUAAAUUGUGAGAAAAAAAAUCACAGUUUUGCUUUAAAAGGUGCAAAAUAGAAUCAAUACUCUUAUAUUCGCAAGGUAGGUUGAUCAGGGGCCCCAAACAUUGACAUAAAUCUAAAUAUAAAGCAAAUUUAGGUUUUAUAUCAUGCAGACUUAAUGCUAUUCUUGCUGAGAUUUAAACUGUAAUGAGAUUUAAACCUAUGCCUACAAAGAGCAGGUCAUAAUAUUUGCAUAUAUCUUGGCCAUUAAACCCCAAUUCUGAGUGAGUUAGACCCAAAACAUAUUUUAUGCAAGGAUGCAAACACAAACUUGGGUGUUGUAAGUAGCUGCAUUAAAACUUCCAUUGGCGUCCUUAUUCCAGUCAAUGUGAUGGCGGAAAUCCUUUUCUGUUUAUGGACGCUAUGAUUUGUCUUCUAGUGCUUCUAGUUUGUAAAGCAGGGUAAUGUUGGUUGGGGAUUAGCAUUUGCAUUCUUGCAUGAAGUAUGUUUUAGGCCUUGGACCCUAAAACGCAAAUAUGUGAACGCUAACGAUUUGAGAGUUUUGUGGAUAGUUGUGUUAUUGUUGGCUGGACAUUGGCCAAGGAUUGGCGUUGCAUUCUCAUCUUUGGACAAAGAAUGUUUAAAGCCUUAUUUAUAUGGCCUGGUGACAUGACAGUGGUCCCCCUGCCUCAUCACCUUCAUUCAUUCCUGUUCGUUUGGUUAAAUAUGAAGAGCUGCUCUGCUGCUCUGAUUAUGCUGACAGCGUGCAAAAGUGAAUGGCAGAGUUGAAGGUUAUCCCAGAAUAAAGGUGCUGAUCUUUUAUUUUCUAUAUCAGUAAAAAAAAAAAAAAACAGUCAGAAUUAACAGUGCUGACUCGUACAAUAAGCUCAUUUUGAACCUGACCAAAAAAAACUCUAAAUAAAGCUUAAGAUGUUCCCUAAAGUCAGGGACGCAGUGCUUAUUUUACUAAACUCGAACCAAAGCGUGUUUUUUUUUACCAUUUGAAUGAGUUCUUAUAUAUCAUAUGCAUACCGUAUGUUGUAACUUUAAACAACAUGUUUUAACAGUUUGCUUUGUUGUAUUUUCUUUUGUUUUUGCACCAUUCAAACUUGACUUUUAUUUUGACAUUAUUACCAAGUCUGUACACAUGAUAUGAAAGUAACUAAGUAUUUUUUUUAUUUUUUUUGCUUUCAGUAGCUUACGCAUUUUAGUCACUGUGGAAAUUUGUAAUACUGUAUAAGAUGUUUUUUUAAGAUGUGAGCUGUUUUUUCAUGGAAUAAGAGAGCUUGCCUGUAUGUACGUGUGUAUGUCUCUGUGUGAAUGUGUGUGUGUGUGUUUUUUGGGUGUGUUUUACCCCUUUAGCUGAUGUGUGUUGUAUGUUUUUUUGUAUGUAUGAGUGUAUUUGUAUGUAAUUGACUGAGCUUCUCUUAGUAAGCCUCACUAGUCUUUGUAUUACCUAUCAAAUAUUAAACUGAUUUGUCCUCAGUUAGUCAUUUCCACCACGUCGGUAAACUGUACUGUUUCCAGUUCAUCUGAAAACGACACUUUAACUCUGUCCAACCUGGUGCUGUAUUUGAACUGCUUGUGAGCCUGACCAGGUCUUGCAAUGUCUGUUGUGCCGUGGGAUUUCCAUCUUAUUUAAUAGACGGGGUGGGGGUACUGCACUUUUUCCACAAAGCACAUUCGACUUGUUUCCCCGGAGAAACCCGGCUUUUUAACUGCUUCAGUGAAAAAAACAAUAAAACAUUUCUAAAAAGAA
Astyanax mexicanus (Mexican tetra) is the source of this 7204-nucleotide messenger RNA. RefSeq names its product elastin a (gene elna). The coding region runs from base 244 to 3558 and encodes 1104 amino acids. Lineage: Eukaryota; Metazoa; Chordata; Actinopteri; Characiformes; Acestrorhamphidae. The record is from RefSeq and is a predicted model, not a curated record. Gene Ontology annotation, molecular function: extracellular matrix structural constituent. The transcript is spliced from 67 exons.